Molecule: messenger RNA, 2123 nt
Organism: Dendronephthya gigantea
Lineage: Eukaryota; Metazoa; Cnidaria; Anthozoa; Malacalcyonacea; Nephtheidae
Product: leucine-rich repeat-containing protein 71-like
Exons: 17
Coding region: 99-1799 (566 amino acids)
Molecular function (GO): protein binding
Source: RefSeq, a predicted model, not a curated record
AACAAUAUGGAGGUCGCGAAAUGCAAUAAAUUCUGCAAUAAAUGACUUUUUUCAUACCAAAUACGUUUAAAAACAGUCCAAUUGCUUAGGAAAUAAUAAUGGGAAAGAGAGGGAGCGUCGAGAAACCCUCCUCUACAAAUAUAACUGAUAAAAACAUAAAUGAAGUUAGCAACGAAAGUUUUCCAGAUGAGGGAGAGGGUCCGUAUGCGUUGACGAAUAACUUUGCUCAGGAUUUUCAUGAAUUAGCGAAGAGAGCAGGAUUUCCUGAGUUACGAGUUGUACCAAGACCUUGCCGUCCAAAAUCUAAGAAAAUCAGUAGUGCUGGUCCAGAAAGCACUCAGCCUCCCGCGAAAGGGGAUAAAAAAGAUGAUAAAAAAGAUGAUUUAAAAAUGGAUAGAACCAUGUCUCAAUCCACAAAUAGAAGCGAUGUUGAUCGUCCACCAGCAACAUUCGCUCUCAAAGAAAAAUACGAAUAUUUUAAACCUUGCGUACAAGCUGUUUGGGAAGUCUAUGAAGGGACAAAAUCCAUGGCAAAAGAAGUUUAUAUCAGAGGAUGGAAAAUAGAUAAUCAAAUUAUGGAAAUUUUGAGUUUAACAUUACCUACGCAAGACAAAUUGGUUAAAAUUGAUUUCAAUAACACAGGUCUAACUGAUCAUCUACUUGAAGUCUUGGCAAAUGUCAUGAAACAUUUACCUUUGUUAAGGAGUCUCUCACUCGAUGGCAACCCUGUGCAUCUGCAAAGUUAUGGAAUGUUUUUGCCGGAAGAAAGCACACUACAAAAUUUAUCUCUGAGGAACUGUUAUGUGAAUGAUCAAGGAGCCACUCGUAUUGGCCAAGCUCUGACAUCAAACAAACAUCUUCUUACAUUAAACUUGUGUUUUAACAAAAUUUCAUGCGAAGGAGUAGAUUCGAUCGCUAGGGGAUUAAGAACAAAUAGAACGUUGUUAUGUCUUGAUCUCGGAAGCAAUUUGAUUAAAGACGCUGGUGCGAUAAAGCUUGCAGAAGUGAUUUCAAAAUUUGCGUUAAAUCACGAGGAAACUGUCGCUCGUCGUCUUCUCAUGUCAAAGAAAAAUGUCGAGGAGCAAGUAUUUACUAAUCCUGAAGCAGUCUUCGUUGCAAACGAUCACCACACUUUACAGAAGAGAAAAUCUAACCAUAAAGUAACAUUCAUAACCCCCGCUGGAACGCCAUCGAAAUCAGUCAGUCAUGGAGUUGGGAAAAGUGAAAGACCUCCCAGUGUACGAAGUGGAAGUCAUCUUGGUAAAGAUCAGAAGAAAGACAAACAGAAAGGAGCAAAGAAGGAAAGCAAGAAGAUCUCAGUGGAUGACAAACCGUUGAAAAAAGCUUCUUCAACAGACGCGUCAAAGGACGCAAAGAAGGGAAAGAAAACAUCGAUGGUAAAAGUUGACAGAAAAGGAUUUAGUGGAGUUGUUGAUCAAGAUGCUUCGGACGUUGUAGAAUUUCCAAAUCCAUUGUUAGAGCCGGUGGAAGAGAUUAAAGGACAACUUUAUAUCCCUGGAAAUAGAGCUCUUAUCAAUCUUAAUGUUUCUGCAAAUAAGAUUGGUGAACCUGGAAUGAAAAGUCUGCUUCAUGCAGUACAAUAUCAGUCACAAUUAGCUGUAGCUCAGGCAAGACAUGUUGGCAUUGGCUUGCUAAGACUCUCAAUAAAGAGGAAUGACAUUUCAGAUGAUAAUGUGGUGUACCAGACCUUGCAAGAAUUGAUGAUAACAAGGGAUCCAUUUUUCAAACCAGACAAUGCCUCUCAUGAUGACGCCGGAUCGAUAAAGGAGAUGGAGUGAGGAAGACUUAUCUUUGUGGAGAACAAGAACAGCUUCCAGCUUUAGAAAAAGUUCCAGCUUUUCUUCCUGAGUGUGAAAUGAGGAAAGAUUAAAGAUGUUUUUGUAGCUGAUGUAAAUAUUGUUCUCUGUACACGGAGGAAACAAAUGAAGGAUUUCAACAGUCAUGGAGUAAAUCAAUCCUGGGCAUGAAUCAUUCAUUUAUCUGAUGAAAACUGGUUAACUGUUUAUUUUACAAAAUAUUCAACAAAAUAUACAGUUCUUUAAGAACUUAAUACGUCUCUUUGUUUAUGAUAACAUGACGUUCUUUUAUGAUAAAUAAACCAU